UCAGUGACAGGUGCGGUAUUAUACACUCGAUUCGCCACGGAAAGCCAAAGCGAUCUCCAGGCGUAUAUGGAAGAAUUGCUAUUCAAAGCAAGCCCUCAUAACCUGUCUUGUAUUUUAGCCUCAACACUUGCAUACAGACACACACAAACUCCUAAUGGAUCACACACAGUACCCCAGCUCAAGCCAGGAACUGCAGGCACUUUCCAGCACCCACAUGAAACCACCGCCCCCACAGCCAAAUUCAGCCGAUGACCUCGCGCACAGCCACGACCACGAGUUUAACGACUCGGACUACAACAGCGACGAGCGGCAAAGCCCGAGCUGGAGCGCAACCAGAUCGCAGAGCGAGGGGUCAAGGUACUGGAAAGACAACCUGAACAACCUGUUGACUCCCCAGACGGUAUCAGAACAAGCGCAGGUCAAACGCCGCACACGCAACCGCGAAGCCGCGCGCCGUUCGCGCCAGCGCCAGCGGGAACGAGAAAGGGAGCUGAUCGAGCGCCAAUCCAAACUGACAGAACGCAUGAAGGCCCUCGAGAGCGAGCUUGUUGAGUGGCGGGCAAUCAACUCCAGCUCCGGUGGCGGCCUGCAGUUGCUGGAAACCGCAGUCGGCGAGGAUGAGCUCACAGAGAAUAUCAACAACAUCUAUUCCCUGACCAUGGAUACACUCAAGAUCAUCGGCGAACUGCAGCUCCAGCUUGACGAGAUUACAAAAGAGCUCAACGAUAUGAUCAAAAAAUGAUCCCUGUACGUUUUAAUGAUACCUUCUUUCUUGAUCCCAGACCUCCACCCUUUCCCACAACCUUAAUGCAAGAUGCUUGUCAACAACAGAACCCUCGACAAAGUUGUUAAAAAAGAAUAAAGUGAUUCCCUGGGAA
Molecule: messenger RNA, 878 nt
Organism: Linderina pennispora
Lineage: Eukaryota; Fungi; Kickxellomycota; Kickxellomycetes; Kickxellales; Kickxellaceae
Exons: 2
Coding region: 155-742 (195 amino acids)
Biological process (GO): regulation of DNA-templated transcription
Molecular function (GO): DNA-binding transcription factor activity
Source: RefSeq, a predicted model, not a curated record